This is a messenger RNA of Lolium rigidum, 688 nucleotides long. RefSeq names its product zinc finger protein ZAT5-like. The record is from RefSeq and is a predicted model, not a curated record. The coding region runs from base 77 to 595 and encodes 172 amino acids. NCBI's taxonomy places the organism in Eukaryota, Viridiplantae, Streptophyta, Magnoliopsida, Poales, Poaceae. The transcript has a single exon.
UCUUCCCACAGAGCAACAACACACAAGAGCACAGACGCUGAUAUUCCAGCAGGUAAUUAAGAUAACGCAAUCAUCCAUGGGUGCCGGGAUGAAGCGCGCGCGGGAGGAGGAGCCCGUGUCGCUGGCGCUGGCGCUGAGCACGGACUCCACGUCCUCCACGACGUCCGGUGCGGCGCCCAUGGCGGCCAGGAAGAGGGCGCGGCGGGGGAGGGUGGUGGCGACGUCCGGGGAGGGCGACUUCGUGUGCAAGACCUGCGGCCGCGCCUUCACGUCGUUCCAGGCGCUCGGCGGGCACAGGACCAGCCACCUCCGCGGCCGCCACGACCUCGAGCUCGGCGUCGGCGUCGCGAAAGCCAUCAGGGCGAGUAAACGGCGGGAGGAUGAUCCGUCGCACGAGUGCCACACCUGCGGGCUCGGCUUCGAGACGGGCCAGGCUCUCGGAGGACACAUGAGGCGACACCGCGAGGAGGUGGAGUUCAGCGGUGGUGGUGCCGGCGCCGACCAGUGGGUCUGGCGCAGCUUCGGGUUGCCGGAUCACGAGGUGGUGGGGCACGCUGCCCACCGACCGCCCGUCUUGCUCGAGUUGUUCGUCUAGCUAGCCGUAGCUGGAUCUAACAGUUCCAGAGAACCUGUACAGACAUGUCUUCAGAUUUUAUAGGUAACAGGUUAGCCUUGUAGUUAUGAUUUU